GUGGGGCUGGUAUAACAGGAGGAUAAUGGUUCCAGGAACAUCUUGCUGUUAAGUUUAAAUGACGGUGACCACAGCUUAUCGUGCAUAACCUGAGGAGCUGAGGCUUUAAAAGCGCUCAUUUCCCCGUCAUUUGUGAGUAGAAAACAAACCCAUCAGUGUGUGGUGUUUAAUGUCACCUCACCGUUAAUGUCGGUGUUUGCUGUCGCUCCGUCUGGGGACAGAGAGCGUGGAUCCGAGCGCAUCUGGCGUAACAGUUGAUAUAAUAUUACCACAACUGGACUCCAAGCUGGCUGACAUCAUUGCGUCUGGUGAUAUAGAUAGAUCCGUAGUACCUCCUCCUUCCUCCUCUCAUCCAUUCGGAGCAGCCAGUGUGUGUAGUCUGUGGCACUUAAUCACAGAGCGCAGGGAGGCAGGAGGCGGGCCGUCGGCCGUGAACGAAAUAGUAACAGUGAAGUGAAGAGGCAGCAGUGUGUGGGACAGCGCAGCCGGAGGAGCAGGAGCCACAUCCGUCCAGAGGAGUACUCCUGCAGCUAACCUCCACUCCAAACCCCACUUGAAGCCUCUGUAUCCAGUCACCCAUUCCUGGUGCCGCUCGUGUUCCUCCAUCCAUUUCUGCCAGUUUUUUAAGGUCCGUUAUCCACGUUGCGUGCGUCAGACUCGUCCGCAGCCAGGGAUCCGUUUGGAGAUGUCCAAAAAACGACCAGCCGAGCCGGAGUGCCGGGCGAAGCAGCAAGAUGCUCUGGGCAACAUGAGUCUCCGCACCUUUUGUUUCACGCUGGAACCCGUAGAAUGAAGACGGCUUAACAAAGUCCAAGAGCAAGAGCGCAAAAAUGUCCGUGCCUUUGCUGAAGAUCGGCGUCGUGCUCAGCACCAUGGCGAUGAUCACCAACUGGAUGUCGCAGACCCUCCCCUCUCUGGUGGGGCUUAAUACCACCAAGCUGUCGGCAGCACAGGGAGGGUAUCCUGACCGGAGCACGGGAGUGUUGCCAGCAAACCCAGAGGAAUCGUGGCAGGUGUACAGUUCAGCCCAGGAUAGUGAGGGGAGGUGUGUCUGCACCGUGGUGGCGCCCCAGCAGUCCAUGUGUUCACGAGAUGCCCGCACGAAACAACUGAGGCAGCUGUUAGAGAAGGUCCAGAACAUGACCCAGUCCAUCCAAGUACUGGACCAGCGGACUCAGAGGGACCUCCAGUAUGUGGAAAAAAUGGAGGUCCAGCUCCGAGGUUUGGAAACCAAGUUCAGGCAGGUGGAGGAGAACCACAAGCAGAACAUCGCUAAGCAAUACAAGGCCAUUAAAGCGAAAAUGGAGGAGCUUAGACCGUUGAUACCAGUGUUGGAGGAGUACAAAGCCGAUGCCAAAUUGGUAUUGCAGUUUAAGGAGGAGGUCCAGAAUCUGACGUCAGUUCUAAGCGAACUUCAGGAGGAGAUGGGAGCCUAUGACUACGAGGAGCUCCACAACAGAGUGUCAAAUCUUGAGGAGAGACUGCGAGCAUGCAUGCAAAAAUUAGCAUGCGGGAAACUGACAGGCAUCAGUGAUCCCAUCACCAUCAAGACCUCUGGAUCCAGGUUUGGAUCCUGGAUGACUGACCCUCUGGCACCUGAAGGAGACACACGGGUCUGGUACAUGGAUGGAUACCACAACAACCGCUUUGUGCGGGAGUACAAGUCGAUGCACGACUUCAUGAACUCGGACAACUUCACGUCUCACCGGCUGCCCCACCCGUGGUCAGGAACAGGUCAGGUGGUCUACAACGGCUCCAUCUACUUUAAUAAAUUCCAGAGCCACGUCAUCAUCAAGUUUGACUUCCGCACCUCCUCCAUCAGCAAGUCCCGGCAGCUCGAUGACGCCGGCUUCAACAAUGCCUACCACUACGCCUGGGGUGGUCAUUCUGACAUUGACCUCAUGGUGGACGAGGGGGGGCUGUGGGCCGUCUACGCCACCAACAAAAAUGCUGGCAACAUUGUGAUCAGCAAGCUGAACCCCAACACCCUUCAGAUCGUCAAAAGCUGGACAACCGGCCACCCAAAGAGGAGUGCCGGCGAGUCUUUUAUGAUCUGUGGCACACUUUACGUUACCAAUGGCUACUCUGGAGGUACUAAGGUGUACUACGCCUACUCCACCAACUCCUCUACCUACGAGUACAUAGACAUUGCCUUCCAAAAUAAGUACUCGCAUAUCUCCAUGUUGGACUACAACCCUCGUGACCGCGCCCUCUAUGCUUGGAACAAUGGCCACCAGGUCCUUUAUAACGUGACAUUGUUCCACGUUAUUCGCUCCGAAGGACUGUAACUGUGGGAAAACAUACCUUCACUCAUAAUGUCUGUGUAGAAAUCUACCUGUGUACAAAAUAUAUCGGCGAAAGAAAAAGACUCACCGACUCGGCGGCCAAACUAUUCUAUUUAUAAUCAGAUAUCCUUUACUAAGGACAGAAUCAACAGAGAAUGCAAAGUGAAAUAAAUGUGCAUAUACUGUAGACACUGGGGAAAAGAAAACAUUUAAACUGAAGAGUUUCAUUCUAAAAUUUAUAAAUAUUUAAAAAAGAAAAAGAAAAUAUAUCAAGUACUAUCAAAGUCACAGAUUAUCAAAACAGCUGUAAAUAAAAGACUUGAAAAGUUAGUCAUAGUUGACUUUAUUUUGAUAGCUGUCAUCAUUCUGUUAGAGGUAUUUUAUUUUGGAAUGAAACUCUGUUUCCACAUAGAAAAUGAUUGUAGUCAAUAUAUCAGAUGUAACAGAAUAAGAACAGAUGCCAAAAAAAAAAAAGUAAAUGAACAUCACGCCUUUUUAUAUAACCUUAUAUCCAAAUAAGCUCAUUCCCUCGGCUCCGGCUCUUCCGCAGAAUUCCUCCCAGCUGAAGUUUUUCUUCUGGUCAUUGGGGUGUCCUGCGACAAGGACUAUAUCAAACUUAAGGAUCCCCAUGUACCACGGACAACA
This is a messenger RNA of Cynoglossus semilaevis (tongue sole), 2930 nucleotides long. It is a transcript of the gene olfm1b, whose product is annotated as olfactomedin 1b. The coding region runs from base 831 to 2288 and encodes 485 amino acids. Lineage: Eukaryota; Metazoa; Chordata; Actinopteri; Pleuronectiformes; Cynoglossidae. The record is from RefSeq and is a predicted model, not a curated record. The transcript is spliced from 6 exons. Gene Ontology annotation, biological process: signal transduction.